CGCGCGGAGCGGCUCUGCCUGCGUCCGCUCGUCUGACGGCCAAGGGUGGGCGCAGAUCCCUGAAGGCGCUCGGCUGCGAAUCCGACAAAAAAAACUUUGGGGUCCCCAGAGUACCGGCUGGCGGGGCGUUCGGCCGGCUUUUCGUGCUUGGUCUUGAGGCUCAGCCGCUCCAGGAAGCGCGAUGUCGAAGCCGCCACCCAAACCGGUCAAACCAGGGCAAGUUAAAGUGUUCAGAGCUCUUUAUACGUUUGAACCCAGAACUCCAGAUGAGUUGUACUUUGAGGAAGGUGAUAUUAUCUACAUUACUGACAUGAGUGAUACCAAUUGGUGGAAAGGCACGUCCAAAGGCAGGACUGGACUCAUCCCAAGCAACUAUGUGGCUGAGCAAGCAGAAUCCAUUGACAAUCCAUUGCACGAAGCUGCAAAAAGAGGCAACUUGAGCUGGUUGAGAGAGUGUUUGGACAACAGAGUUGGCGUUAAUGGCUUAGACAAGGCUGGAAGCACCGCCCUCUACUGGGCAUGCCACGGGGGCCAUAAAGAUGUAGUGGAAGUGCUGUUUACUCAACCAAACGUUGAACUGAACCAACAGAACAAGUUGGGAGACACAGCCUUACACGCUGCUGCCUGGAAGGGUUAUGCAGAUAUUGUCCAGCUGCUUCUGGAAAAAGGUGCAAGAACAGACUUAAGAAACAAUGAGAAGAAGCUGGCCCUGGACAUGGCUACGAAUGCCGCCUGCGCGUCUCUCCUGAAAAAGAAACAGGGCACAGCCUCCUGGCCCACGAGGAAUUCAGAGUUAUCUUUCUACCCAGUGACCUUGCCCUCAGAUGCUGUUCGAACAUUAAGCAAUGCCGAGGAAUAUCUUGAUGAUGAAGACUCCGAUUAAUUCCCUUCUGGAGAUUCGAGAGCUAAAACAUCUGUUGCUUUUGCCAUUCCAAAACCUUUGUCUUUGCCAGAAGAGUGUUGGUAACUGUUUUUUGUCUUUUUUUUUUUUUUUAAGUCUAUAAGAACAUGGAAGUAUGGCACUGCGUUUGCGUAGAACGUGUAAAUGGGUAGGUUUUCACCUUCAGUUUGCCAAUAAGUGACUGGAUACUUUGCUGUAUAAAGUACAUUUUUGUUCACCAGAGUAGAACAAGAAGAGAUUAUUUCUAUUUAUCAAGUUUUAAAGGAAUUAAAAAAUUUUUUUUCUUUAAAAAGUCAGAAUGGUUUUUGGUUUUGUUUUUUUGUUUUGUUUUGUUUCAUUUUAUUUUUGUUUUUUAAGUUCUUUACCUCAAGGAUUGAAAUAUUUUGAAUGGAUUUUUCAAGGGAGAAAUGCUUGUUAUAAUAAUGAACCAAAAGACUUAACAGAAAAUCGUCAGCUAUUCUGACAAAAAUAAACAUUUAAGAGACUGUAUUCCUUUUGUCUGUUUUUGUGGAUCACUAUUUGCUGGUAAAUAAAGCUCUUUAUAUUUAGGUAAA
Lontra canadensis (Northern American river otter) is the source of this 1455-nucleotide messenger RNA. RefSeq names its product osteoclast stimulating factor 1 (gene OSTF1). The transcript has 12 exons. Bases 182 to 883 code for a protein of 233 amino acids. Gene Ontology annotation, biological process: signal transduction. Gene Ontology annotation, molecular function: protein binding. The record is from RefSeq and is a predicted model, not a curated record. Lineage: Eukaryota; Metazoa; Chordata; Mammalia; Carnivora; Mustelidae.